Molecule: messenger RNA, 834 nt
Organism: Schistosoma spindalis
Lineage: Eukaryota; Metazoa; Platyhelminthes; Trematoda; Strigeidida; Schistosomatidae
Source: the annotation of a GenBank genome assembly
AUGACUGAACAGACACCUAAAGUAUUCAAGUUAAAGACUGUGUCCCCACCCUCUUUCCAACUUAUGCCUUUCUGGCCAGACAACAUCGAAGCCUGGUUUUGUUAUGCAGAAGCCGACUUCUUCGAGCACGGUGUGAACGAUGUGCGUGCACAAUUCCUCGCAGUAGUCAAGGCACUACCGCGCGAAUUCAACAGGUACGUAACACUUAGUAUGUUUACUAGUGAUGUUUCUGAUCCAUACCAAACACUGAAACAGGCCAUCCUUAAACGCGGAGAUCUAACCGAUCGACAAAGGUUAGACCAACUCCUUAACAACAUCGACCUGCAACACGGUUCUGCCACAGACAUGUUGCAAAGAAUGCGAGAAGUCAUUGGCCAAAGAACCUUCGAUGACGGCCUAUUCAAGCAACUUUUCUUAUCCAAACUUCCUCAACAGGUGCAAGCUGUUUUGGUCUCGUUCCAAAACAACGCUGUAGACGAACUAGCGGCAUCUGCCGAUCGCAUUCUCGAGAUCACUAGGUCUCCUAACGCCGAGGUUUUUUCAGUCAAAGAAAAGCCUCAAACGACCCAGAAUGACAUAACACAGUUGUGUCAUACACUUACGCGCUAUCUCAAACUCGGUAACGACCGCAAACGAUCACUUACUCCGCGGAGAAGCACAUCACGUAGGCGAUCCGUAUCUAGAACUCGAGAGACAGAUAAUCCUGAUUGGUGCUGGUACCAUAACCAGUACGGAAAGUCUGCCAGAAAUUGCAGAAAACCCUGCAAUUUCCCCAAUGCGAAAUCCGUCGACGCGAAGAACGCUUCGGGAAACUUCCAAGCCGGCACGCGUUAA